This is a messenger RNA of Cheilinus undulatus (humphead wrasse), 2203 nucleotides long. Its product is annotated as apoptosis-associated speck-like protein containing a CARD. The record is from RefSeq and is a predicted model, not a curated record. Lineage: Eukaryota; Metazoa; Chordata; Actinopteri; Labriformes; Labridae. Bases 103 to 705 code for a protein of 200 amino acids. Gene Ontology annotation, biological process: inflammatory response; innate immune response; regulation of apoptotic process. The transcript has 4 exons.
GUGGAGAACUGUGAGCUCUGUGUCUUCCUCUGUGAACGUAUCCGGAAAUUGGUGGGGUUGUAUGUAGAAACGCGGAGGGUCUGGGGGAUCCCCUGGUGAGAAAUGGCUCCCAAAACCAUUAAAGCUGCCAUAGCAGACGCGCUGGAGAAUCUGUCAGAGGAAAACUUCAAAAAGUUCUGCACCAGGCUGCUGGACCGCAGGGAAGAGCCGAGAGUCCGGCGCAGGCAAGUGGAGGGAAAAACCUACCUAGAGAUCACUGACCUCCUGGUUUCUACUUUUACCGAGGCGAAAGCUCUUCAGGUGACUGUGGAUCUGUUGAAGGAGGCAAAGUGCGGGAACGAUGCCAAGGAACUCUUGGAAGAAACAGAGGCACUGCGCUCAGAGCUUGGUUCCAGUGAUGCUGCAAGACCAUCAGCUGGAGCAUCUGGUGGAGAUACCAUGGCCGACAAGCACUUUGUGGAUAAACACAGAAUGGCUCUAAUCCAGAGAGUGAGCAACAUUGCACCCAUUCUGGAUGGGCUCCUCUGCGAAGGUGUCCUCCAACAGGAUAGUUAUGAUAGCGUCCGAGCUCUGCCCACCACUCAGGAGAAGAUGAGGGAGCUCUACUGCGGUUGCUUGAAAGCAGCCACUGCCUGCAAAAAUGUCUUCUUGAACCUUCUUGAGGAAAAUGAGAAGUAUCUCAUUGAGGAACUCAAGAACAAAUAAAUCUUUGGAUAAUUUUUUAGGGCAUGUAGCCCACCUAAAUAAAUUACAUUUUAUAACAACUAGGAAAUAUUGAUAGGGCCCUAGGAUUUGAACGGAAACUCAGACGGAAUCACAGAACUGGCCAAUAAAAACGGAAUCUACUGUUUAAUGUGAAAGUCCUGGAAAUUUAAUGAAUUUAACCGAAAUGCUCCGUUUUGUAGAAAGAGGAACGUAUAUCUGGGAAGUGGGGGAUCACUAAAGUGUGGCACAACUUGUGCCUCACUUCACAAACACUCACCCCGCCCUCUCCUAAACAACACAAUGCAUGUCAGAGUAGCUGCAUGAAACACCGGCAAACAUCAUGUAGCUCAACAUGGGGCAGUAUCAUGCAACAUAAUAUUGCACAUACAAGAAAAACUCAUCCAUGCUUCGAGUUAUUUUACCUCACCACACCUGAGAGUCAGGCAGAGAGAGGUGUGUCUGUACAUGAGGCACACAGCUGAAGAUACAACUUGAAGACCUGCUCACACCUCAAGGGCUUCAAACUCGAAUUGGAUGGACUCGAGAUUUUAAGAAGUCCCGUAGUCAAAAUGAUGUUACAUUCGAGUAUCAGUUAGCUUAACAAUUCCUCCUGUAGAUACUGUAGUUCCCUUUGGUUGCUUAACGACAAUUCGUGACAAUACAUGUCUGCAUUAACGAAGUGGUCUGUUAUUAAUGUAUGGAGAGAGAUGAGGGGAGAACCGUUACAGUCAGGAGUAAAACACAAUGCAGCAUCAAACUGCAUGGACUAUUACAGACUGAGAGAGGAAAGAAAACUUUAGGAAAGAGGUUUACUUUAAAUCAUUUAACUUUAAUGUGACCUUAUUAAGUUACUAACACUGGAUGUGAUUAUACAUGUGGAUGUGUCUUAAAAUGUUGGAAAUAUCUGACUGUUACCCUAAUUAUAGUUAUUAUUUAUCAGGGUUAUUCAAACAAUGGCUUUUGGCCAAUUGUGGCCCUUUUUCAAUAAAUUUCAGGGUUUUUCUAUAUAAUUAAGGAACAUUUUAUUCAUUUACAUAAACAGGACACACUUUUUUUGUAAAAUUAGCAGAAAGGUUAAAAAACGGAAUUCCAAAAAAUUAAAAUGGAAAUUGGCAAAAAAUUAAACAGAGUUCAUAGGGCCCUAGUUGAGUGUUUGUGAAGUGAAGCACAAGUUUUGCCACACUUUAGUAUUCCCCUGGAACAUAAUUCCCAGAUAUACGUUAUUCUUUCUAAAAAACAUAGCAUUUUGGUUAAAUUCAUUCAAUUUCCACUUUAAAUACAUAAACUGUAGAAAGAAUUGGACAAACCCUGUGUGACGUCAGUCGUCUUUGCUAACAAUAGGCAGAUUCAAACGACUCUUGAAGCAGAUUUGCGGAGGCUUCCAUAUUGAAAUUGUGGUCUCAACUGAACUUGGAUCAACCUAACGGCCCUCCCAUCAACCGCGACUUCCUGUCAGCUUGCUAGCUAGCUUUCGGGUUGACAGAAACGGAACCUCUGC